AAAUAAAACUUAUAGGUACUAAACUGUAAUUUGCCAAUGAUCCAUGGAUCCAAUCCAUGAAUCCACCAAUCCAAUUGGAUUUGGAUAAAAUGGAUUGGAUUUAAAUAGAUUGGAAUAGGUGGAUAUUUUUAAUGGAUUGAUGGAUUUGAUUGGUGGAUUGGAUUGAAAUUGCCACCCCUAUUCUUGUGCCAACGGAGUACUGCCCCUCGGCUAUUGAUGCUAGUCGAAGUUGAGGAAGAUGAUCGCUUCGACAUGGCUGUACCUUCGCGUGAAGUUCUAGGUAGGAGAAAUCCCGAUUCCGGGGUCGCGAAUCGGCAGAGAAGGUGGGAUUUGGGGAAGAGGAGCAAUCGUCGAACCGUUCAGAAAGUAGAAGAAGAUUGGUGGGUAAUGGUGAGGAGUAAUAGACGAAUCGAUCAGAAUGUGGAAGAUAUUCAUGGGCAAGAGGAAAUUUGGGAAGAACCCUAAUUUCGUUUUCUGGCAAGAGAUGGGGAAGAAGGAAGGCUUAUGCGAAUCGGGUAGGUGGGAAUAUAAGGGUUAAUUUUUUUAGAUUGAUUGUUUUAAUAAUAAAUAAAUUAUUAAGCUGACGUGUCACUAUUUGCUUAGUUGUCGCUGACGUGUUCGCUGAAUUGGCGCCUCGUCAACCGACCGUCAAAUAAGUUGACAAUGUUAUUAACACUGUUAUAGUUUCUCACGGAAAUGGCUAUAUCUGGCACACAACAUCUUUCAAAAGUGGCUAUUAGUGGUAUAUCUCCAAAAGUGGCUAUAAGUGGCACAAAGGUGAUAGUAUUGGCUAUGCAAGUGUAUUUUGCCUUAUUUAUUUGACAAGAUGAAAAGAAAUCUUAUUGCAAGGUUGGAAGGACAUAAAUGUUUGAGAUUAUACAUUUUGAUGUCGUCGUACAAAUCAUGAGUAGUUAGUAUAAAUGGUCACACAACUUAUCACUUUGUAUAAAACGGUCACAAAACUUUCAUUUUGCACGAUUUGGUGAUACAAGCUUACACUUAUAACAAAACCGCCAUUUCCAUCCAUCUCCAUCCAAAACCCUAACAGAAUGCCGAUGUGGCUGCUGACUCAAUGAUGAUUUACUUGUAAUGGGUCGUUUCUAAGCAACUUUGAGCUGCCAAUGUUGGGGUUGUUAACCUAUAGAUAAGCGUGAACUGUGAAGGGCGAGCUGGUACUCUACUUUAUUCUAUCCCAAUUGAAGCUAAGUAUUGGGGUCGUUAACCUAUAGAUAAGUCUUAAAUUAACACAAAAUAUUGCUCUAAAUGUGUGGUUCAGUUAGACGGUUAAGUAUUGGUUAAAUCAUUAUCUCAAGACUCUCUGAGCUAGCCUUGGCGAGGUGCAGACUGAAUAGAAUUAAUGGUUUCAAUAUGCAAAAUGAAUUCUCAAAUUAAGGUCAAGGGUGUGUCGAGGAAGUUUAAUAUUAGAGUUGAUAGAGUCACUCGUUUUCUGACUAAAUAUCUCUCCCAGAUAACUGGAUAGAUAUUCUAGAUCUAAUUUCUUAUACUCUCUAAAAAGUGUUUAACCUUAAUUUCUUUUUUCGCUAUUGAAAUAAAAGUUGAUCUUGCUAUAAAAACCCACUUGUGAACUUUCAUGUUUUCAAACGCUUACAUGUAUUACACCUCGAAUUUCGGUGACUCUCAUCCCCCAUUUUACUUUCAUAUAUGAUGGUCGCCGACCCCAAACCAACUAUUUCAAGUCACUUCCUUCAUAUUUUAUUCGAAUUCUUUUUUUAUAAUGGUGAAAUUUUAUUAAAACGAAAACAAGAACAGAAAGUUCAACAAUCAGUAGAACAAAAAGUGCACGCCGACAAGCAACAAGAAAAAAAAAAACAAGAAAAAAGAACGAAACAAACAACACCAGAAAACUUUAUUCAAAUUCUUUAUCAUACUUCUUACUUAAGGUAAGAACUAGUAUUUUUGCUUAUAUGAUUUUUGUCCAACGCUCUACUUUAGACAUUUCACUUAAUUGGUGAUGUGAUUGUUAAAACAAAGGAACCUUCAUAUUGUUUCAGACUCAGGAGCAUGUUUUUUUUGUUAAUACCUUAUUUUGGCUUGAAUUAUGACCAUAUAAUCAAUUUUGGCCCGUGGUUUCAGAAAUUAACAUCCUGGCCUCAACUAUAUAACAUAUAGACUUAACACCAUUGACCGUUAGUCAACACGCCAUGUCAUUGACUCGUCAGCCAAAAAAUUAUUAAAAAAUUCAAAUUCAAACUAUUUUUUAAUUUUUAUGAUUUAUAAUCAAAUUAACUAAAAAUAAUUUAUAAAAAACAUAAAAUAAAUUUUUUAUUAUUUUUUGUGUAAUUUGAAAAUGAUUAAUUUUAUAAAUUAACCAAAAAUUAUCAAAUUAUUUUAUAUAUUUAACAUUAUACAAAAAUUAAAUAUAUAAUUUAUAUCAUAUUUUUAAAUUUAUAAAAUUUGAUAAUUUUU
Molecule: messenger RNA, 2427 nt
Organism: Linum trigynum
Lineage: Eukaryota; Viridiplantae; Streptophyta; Magnoliopsida; Malpighiales; Linaceae
Source: the annotation of a GenBank genome assembly